ACCGAGAGUCGUGGCUUACAGAAGAGAUGGAAUGUGGUCUGAGGGACGUUAUGACUAUGAACGACUUCCAAGAGAAAGGGGACCUCCUCGGAAUCACCCCAGAGAUGAAGCUGGCUAUAGAUGGACCAGAGAUGACCAUUCCAUAAGCCGACAGCCUGACUACCGGGACAUGAGGGAUGGCUUUAGAAGAAGAAGUUUCUAUUCUUCCCAUUGUUCAAGAGAGCAGUCUCCUCAUAAAAGAGAUGCUCCUUUUUUCAGAGACUCGCCUGUAAGCCGGAAAGACUCCCCGCACAGCAGAUCUAGCUCCAGGGUCAGCAGUAGAAGCUAUUCUCCAGCAAGAAGCAAAGCGUACACUUUCCAUCAAUCUCAGCACAGAAGUAAGGAGAGACCCUUCCAGUCUUUGAAAACAUCCAGAGACACUUCACCCUCAAGUUCUUCAGCAGUUUCUUCAUCAAAGGUGUUAGAUAAAUCAAGCAGGCUAACUGAGAAGGAACUUAGUGAGGCUACAAGCAAAUGGGCUGCUGAAAAACUAGAAAAGUCAGAUGAAAAUAAUUUGCCUGAAAUUUCCAAGUUUGAGACGGAAUCCAUGGCACCCUUGUUUAUUGAUCAGACAGGAGAACCCGAGGGGAACACAGUGGAUGGCACAGAGUUGUUUGAAGACAGCCAGUUGACCAGUCGCUCUAAAGCAAUAGCAUCAAAAACCAAAGAGAUUGAACAGGUUUAUCAACAAGAUUGUGAGACUUUCGGAACGGUGGUGAAGAUGCUGAUUGAAAAAGAUCCUUCAUUAGAAAAAUCCAUACAGUUUGCACUGAGGCAGAAUUUAAAUGAAAUAGGUGAGAGGUGUGUGGAAAAACUCAAACAUUUCAUUGCAGAAUAUGAUAGUUCUACUCAAGAUUUUGGAGAGUCUUUUUAGGAGAAUUAGUGUUGAUGCCAAAAAGAAGUUUAUAGGU
Molecule: messenger RNA, 950 nt
Organism: Jaculus jaculus (lesser Egyptian jerboa)
Lineage: Eukaryota; Metazoa; Chordata; Mammalia; Rodentia; Dipodidae
Product: periphilin-1-like
Exons: 2
Coding region: 32-913 (293 amino acids)
Biological process (GO): negative regulation of gene expression, epigenetic; negative regulation of DNA-templated transcription; protein localization to heterochromatin
Cellular component (GO): nucleoplasm
Source: RefSeq, a predicted model, not a curated record